Molecule: messenger RNA, 316 nt
Organism: Angiostrongylus costaricensis
Lineage: Eukaryota; Metazoa; Nematoda; Chromadorea; Rhabditida; Metastrongylidae
Source: the annotation of a GenBank genome assembly
AGAUAUUAUGGACGAUGACGACCUAUCUGGAGCUUUUGAAUCAGUCGGAAAUGACAGAAUUUCUACUGUCCCGGUGGCACAUACAGUUCACAAAAUGUCUUUUGAACGGUAUUCUUCCAAGAUUUACAGCAUUGCUAUAACUCUGGAUGCAGCUCGUCAGGAAGAAGCACGAAGACAGGCAACUUCCUUCCUCAAUUCCAUGUUGCGAGGUGAUUGCGGUGAUUCCGUGGAACCAGCCGUUAAACGGGUAGCACUGCCUCCCGAUAUGCCGUUCGAGCCGUUGGUUACCAGAGAUGUGGCUCCGACGAAAAGCUAG